This is a messenger RNA of Cetraspora pellucida, 1019 nucleotides long. The record is from the annotation of a GenBank genome assembly. Lineage: Eukaryota; Fungi; Glomeromycota; Glomeromycetes; Diversisporales; Gigasporaceae.
AUGGAAGAUUUAACAUCAACCUAUCUGGAUAAUUCUACUUCAAGUAACUCAUUAGGCGAUAAUAUAACAGAAUCAAGUACCAAUACUGAAUAUAUUACAUCAAAAUAUUGGGAUAAAGUAUUGCAUGAAGAUAAACUUGUUCGUCAAUGCAAGAAUUGCAAGAAGCAGCAAUUUUCAAUUAAUACAAGCAAAUUACAUUUAAAAAAACAUACUGCUAAAUGUACAACUCAAAAUAUAAAAUUUAACUUCAUUAAACCCAUUACAAAAGAGGAUGUAGAUAAUUCUAUAAUUGAUCUAGUUGUUGGUACUGGAAUUUCUUUUAAUAUUCUAAAUAAUCCAUUAUUUCAUAGAAUGGUAAAUAAGCUUCAUUAUGUAACUGAUACGUAUAAAGUUCCUCAUCCAACAACAAUAUCCUGUCACCUUUCAGGAAGCAUUUAUGAAAUUAGAUUUAAUUUUAUUAAAGAUGUUAUGGCAAAAAUGCCAGGUCGAAUUUCAUUAACAUGUGAUGGCUGGCAUUCAACAGUCCAUCGAUGUCACUAUACAGCUGUUACAGCGAAAGAUAUUAAAUCAGUAAUAAUCGAUACUUUAAAUAAUUAUAAUAUUAAAGAUAAGUUUUUUUCAAUUACCAUGGAUAACACAACAACGAAUAAAGCAGUUGUUCGGAUACUUCAAAAAGAGUUACCUAAUAUAGAUCUUAUAUCUAUUAGAUGUAUAUGUCACAUACUUAAUCUUAUUGUAAGUGCAGGAAUGAUGGAAAUUAAUAUACUUCGGCAAAAAGUUCAUAAAAUUAUGAAGUAUUUAGCAAAUCCACUAGCUAAUGGGCAGAUUGAAACUCGUUGGAACUCAGUUUUAGAUAUGUUUGAAAGAUAUAUUAUAUUACAUCCAGCAAUUAAAGAAAUGCAAUUAAAAGAAACAUUAAUGCCAUCUUGUUUGGAAAUGAACGAAUUAUUGAAACUAGAAUUAACUUGUAAAAUUCUUAAACCAUUUGCAAUUGCAACGACAAUUCUUUCAAAAGAUCG